Messenger RNA from Malus domestica (apple), 2369 nucleotides. Lineage: Eukaryota; Viridiplantae; Streptophyta; Magnoliopsida; Rosales; Rosaceae. The record is from RefSeq and is a predicted model, not a curated record.
UAGAGCUCGACGUUGUGAUCAUAUAGGCAAAAACGGAUUGCAGUUCUGAUGUCUAGAAAUUAACCUACACAUUUUUCUUUCUUCGACACCUAAAGAGAACCCAUGGCUGUUUCUUUUCCUUUCUGCCUUUUUGGAAACAGUUCACCGAAACACCAAAAGAUGAAGGGAUCAUCCUACACACACGUGUUCUCCAUUCCUUUUGUCACAUAACCUAUUCAUACAGUAAGGGAGCUAUUGAGUAGUGGGAGUAGAAGACUGACCUGCAUCUCAUCCAUGGCGUCGAAUACAAGUAGGUGUUCUUGAGAUAAAUUUCUGUUAUGUGCGGUAUUAUACUCGGCAUGAAUUGAAUGUAUUGUAAUCCUAGUACCUAGUUGAUAUAGUUCUGACUAAUAAGUUUCAUUGAACUGCUUACGUACAAUAUGGUACCACUUACAUAUAAGUACUCAAACAAGAAAAACAGCAAGCAAUACUAAUUCGAGGGUCUGCAAGCCUGGAACAACCAGAUCAAAUCCAGAAAAAGCCCCGAGGACCAAAUUAAAAGCUCCACAAAUAUAAAAACCAAAGAAAAAACCUUUUUAAGUUUUGCCGUAGGGUCCAGUUUCGGUGCGGUUUCAUAUGUUCAAAACAGAAAAUAAACCUUUUUUCAAACUGCAGUUCGGUUUCAAACUAAAACAGUUUCAAAAUGGCAAAACCGAAUUGUUCAGUGCGGUCGAAUUUUGUUCGUGUUUUAAUUUCAGUUUUCGGUUCCAAGUAUUGGAAAAUAUUAGUAUUUAUGUUUAUUUUAAUAUUUAGGUUUUGCUUGUUAGUUUAGAAAUUGAGCUUAGUCCAUCCAAGUUAGUGUUUCUUAAGUGUUCUCUAUAGAUAUAAUUUGUAAUUUAGUAUGAUAAAUGAGUUAGUCAAGAGGCCGUUACUCUCUCUUCGUGCCUCUCUCUCUCUUCCACCUCCAUCUCUUCCAGGAGCUGCGUGCCGGAUUUGAAACUGCACCCAACCGUGUGUAAAUUUUCGGUUCGGCUCCCGGUUUUAGGGGUCCAGCUUUCUUUUCCAUCUCCGAUGGCAAAACCAGGCUCAGUCAAAGUUAUUGAGGUUCGUGGAGUAGCUCCGAAACCAAGCUUGCCGCCGAACUCCGCCCACCCGGAGGAUCUGUCUCUUCCUCUAACAUUCUUUGACCUCCGCUGGCUAAGGUUCCCACCCCCUCAACACCUUUUCUUCUACAACAUGCCUUCAUUCGACACAUCACACUUCUUCGAUUCCGUACUUCCGAAACUCAAAACCUCGCUUUCUGCCACCCUCCAACACUUUGUACCUCUAGCGGGAAACCUCAUCUGGCUUCUAGACUCCCCCAAACCCCUUCUCAGUUAUAUCAAAGGCGACGCAGUUUCGCUCACAAUCGCCGAGUCUGAUGCUGAUUUCCACCGUCUAAUAUCGAGCAACAAUUUUGACAUUGAAGCCAAAGAAUACCAUCCUCUUGUGCCCCAAUUGGCAGCGUCUCAUGACAAAGCUGCUGUGCUGGCAUUGCAAAUAACCGUCUUUCCCAAAGACGGCUUUUCGAUUGGAUCAGCCAUGCACCAUGCCGCCUGUGAUGGCUUAUCUGCCAUCUCGUUUUUUAAAUUUUGGGGUCACUUUUGCAAACAUGGAGAAGGAGGAGGACUGCCACCUUUGCCAAGUCACAACAAAAAGGUCAUAAAGGACCCUUCCGGGCUCCAAGCAAUCUACUCAAACGAGUGGUUAAGACUGGGUGGUCCAAACAACAGAAGCUUAAUGCUUUUGGAGGCUCGAGGUCCAGGAGACGGAAUUCGAGGCACCUUCGAAUUCACACGCGCGAAAAUCGAAAUGUUAAGGCGGGUGAUGAGGAUUAUGAUGGCAAAGAAGAAGGAACAAGCUGAUCAUUCAAAACUACUGCAUUUGUCGACAUAUUUGCUAACAUGCGCCUAUACAUGGGUUUGCUUACUCUGGGCUGAGGAGAUCAAGACAGAGAAAGUAUUAUUCAUGAUUAGACCCUCCUCUACUACCAACCUAUUUCGGGAAUUGCAGGACAUCGAGCUGUUGCAGAAACAAAACGCCUAUUGGGAGAAGAUGGACUGUUAGUGGCCUUGAAUGCAAUUAGUGAAGUGAUAAAAAGUUUGGAUAAGACCCUUUUGGAGGAGGCAGAGACUUGGGUCUCAAGAAUCUUCAAUGCAGUACUGCAGCCUUGUUCUUGCUUCGAAUGUCGAGUUUAAGAAAGAUCAACCAAAAAACAAAGAAUCACAAAAUAAAAAUAGGAACACAAAAGGAACAUACUAUCAAUUGAAUUGUUUUGAGUAUCAAUAUUUGAAAUUAAAAAUCUUUUGCCAUGUGGCCCUUCUUUCCACAGUUGUAGUACUUGCCCUCAA